Besnoitia besnoiti is the source of this 4662-nucleotide messenger RNA. RefSeq lists its product as uncharacterized. The transcript has 7 exons. NCBI's taxonomy places the organism in Eukaryota, Apicomplexa, Conoidasida, Eucoccidiorida, Sarcocystidae. The record is from RefSeq and is a predicted model, not a curated record. Bases 1 to 4662 code for a protein of 1553 amino acids.
AUGGAUUCCUCGUCCAUGCCUCCGGACCAGUUCCGGAGGGUGCAGGAUCAGCAGCGGCGCCUGUGGCUGGUGCACGAAGUGCGCCAGCAAGAGCGGCAGCGCCAGCAGCUCAGGGCACCGUCCGGUGCCCUCCCUGCCUCCGCCUCUCCCGCGUCCCCCUCCUCCGCCUCUUCUGAACCCCGUCCUGCGCCUCGCCUCCCUCUGCAGCCCUCGUCUUCGUCGUCGCCACCUCGGUAUGUGAACCCGCUCCGCGAGCGCGGCCGCCGGCCUCCGCGCACCUCCUCUUCGUCGUCCGCCUCCUCAUCUUCCUCGUCUUCGUCGUAUCCUCCAUUCUCCUUUGUCCCUGCGUCUUCUUUCGCGUCUGCGACGGAGGCGGAGCUUCAGCGCGCGGCCGUGAUGACAAUGGUGUCUCUUCCCGACGGCCGUCGCCUGCGCCGACAGGUGCAGCCUGGCGACGCGGUCGCGGCCGUGGAGGCGCGCUGGCGGGGCGACGCGGGGGGAAGGUCACUGUCCCAGCGGUCCUCCUCCUCGACGCCGCGACGCUGGCUGCAUGACAUCGUGGGCGCCGCGCCCGUGGCAAGGGCCUCAGAGGCGCCCGCGGGUGCGCGGCGCGCGAGAAGCCUGCAUCCUGUUGGAGAGCCUGAAGACGGGAUCUUCGCCUCGCCAGUCCGCGACGCCUCUCCGCCGCUCGUGUUCCCCUUCGCCUCCGCCUCGGCAGCCUCGCGGUCUGCAGCCGCCGCUGCGUUGGCCUCUCGCCGCUACCUUCGCCAACCGCACCAGAGGCAGCGGCUGCAGCGUCAGCUGGCCGCACUGGGAACUUCGAUGUCGGCGGCCUCGACGUCUGCGGUGGACGCGCUGCAGCGGGGUCUCUCUCCGCUGCUGCUGUCGUCGGAUGGAGCGAUCUCGGGGCUCGCGUGGCUCCUGCAGAGUGCGGGGGGCGUCCUCGGCGUGGUCGCGGAGGAGAACGACCCGGGGGACAUUCGCCCGCAGCUGCAGGAGCACGCGCUGCGUCUUCUGAGAAACCGGAAGGUGAAGCGCAUCCAGCUCGUCUCAGACGCUUCGGCCGCUUCCGCCUCCUCGAGCUUCUUCCGAAGGGACGCGGGCGCGCUGAAAGCCAUCACCACGUACUACACGGAAGAGGACUUCAAGUGUCCCAUCUGCUUCGAGAUUUUCCUCCGCCCCGUGGUGACCCCCUGCCUCCACAUUUUCUGCAGAGACUGCAUGCUCGCCGUCCUCCUGCGCACGUCCAUGUGCCCCCUGUGCAGGGGACCCGUCUACGCCGAGCAACUCGAGCCCAUCGAGGCCUGCUCCAGCGAGAAAGUCGUCGACUUCGCACUCAACUAUCUCCUCCUCCCCGUGGGCUGCACGCAGUGCUACUGGCAGGGACCGGUUUCGUCUUGGGCGAGCAACCACAAUGCGCGGCGGUGCCGGCGCAUCGCCCGCCACCUGCGCCGCACGGACCCGGCACCGAAACCCGCGUCCGACGCCUCCACGGCUUCCUCCACGACCGCCUCGAGCGCUUCCGCCCCGCGACCCCGUCCGCCCUCCGAGGCGGAGCGAAGGCGACAGGAGGAGGCGCAGGUGCGCGACGCGUUCUUCCUCCCUCACGGGCAGGCUGAAGGCUCCACGGGCCCGUGCGGCGCCUCGCGGCCCCUUCCGGCGCUCCCCGCGGCCCCCGUGGCGCCGGCCGCCGUGGAGGCUCGCUGCCCGGCGGAGGAGGCGAGACCCGACGGCGGUCGGAGUGGCUCGGGGACCGCUGAGGCUCCAGCGGGCGCGGCGGUCAGCGCCACCGCGGAAGGGGGCAGCGGAGGCAGCGAAGAGGAGGAGUUCGCUGGCGAAGUCGAGCGUGAGCCCUCGGCUCUGGAGUUGCCGGGCGGCCGCGAGCGCACAGACGAAGGCGAGGCGCGUCUCCUCCGCAGCCAACGCGCGCAGGAGAGAGGUCUCCGAGGCCGGCAGGACUCUCUGUUGCGGAAGUUGGAGACAGCGGGGGAAGAGGACGCUGCAGCAGCGGGGGGGCAGGCCGCCAGCCAGGUUGAAGGCAUGGGGGAGUUGAUUGCGUUCCUGCAGGCGCAUCUGCCGGAGUUCGGCAAGGCGUCUCCCGAGGCGUCCGUCGAGGAGUCUCCGCGCCGCGGCCUGAGCGAGGCGCCGAAGUCCGCUGUGGCGCCAUUCCCGGCCUCCUUCGGCGUCUGCACGCGCGUCUGCAUGGUCACGCACCGCAUGGAGAACGUCGCGGGUGCGGUUGGCGGCUUCUUCUUCGGCAGCGGCACCUUCGCCCACAUGCAAGCGGUCCUAGAAUUCCGCCCCGCGCCGGAGGAAGAGGAGGAGGCGGAGGGUCGCAGGCAGCGGAGGCGCGCGGAGCGCCGCGCGCUGCAGCUCGUCAAGCAGAAGGGGUCUCUGGACGUUCAGCGAAGGUCCUCCAGCGGCCUCGGAGGCGGCAUCGUCAGCUGGUUCACGGGGCCGAGCCCAGCGGCCUCGGGGAUUCAGACUCCGGAGGGCGCAGCAGAGGACGCGCCGCGCAGGCAGGCGAAGAAGGGCGGCGACGCAUGCAGCCCCGCGUCCGCCUCCGACGAGGAGGAGGACAGAAGCUCGCGGAUCACCUAUCUCUCGCUCGAGUGGCUCGGAGAGGGCCCCUGCGGCCGCAUGGAUUGGCAGGUCUCGCCCGCCUUCCCAGCCUUCCGCCCCUCCGCAAUCAAGAUGUUCGUCUACCGCACUGAGGAGGCCGGCGACGCCCCCCCAGUGCCCUCGCUCGACUCCGAGGAACUCUUCUCUUCGCUCUCCUUCGCGUCUCCUUCUGCGUCGCCGUCGCCGGCGCACACGUCCAGCGCCAGCAGCUCCGACGCCGACGGGUUUUCGCCUUUCUCGUUCUUCCUCGGGAGGAGCAGCGAGGCCCUCGGCGCAGACAGCCCCGCGGCCGGCGGGCGCAGAGCCCGAGCGGCUGGCAGGCCCCCCCGCAGCGCCGCGUCGGAAGCCAGACGGCGGCGCGCCUGCGAAGAAGCGAGCGGCGGCCUCUGCCGGUCGCGGCAGGGUCGUGAAGCCGGCGAAGUGGUGCGGAGGCCCGAGGAUCGCCAAGUCGUUUACCUACCCGGCGCGGUCCUGCUGCAGCUGCUUCUCCAGGUUCAGACGCGCCCCUACAGAGUCCUCGGAUGGAACUGUAGGGACUUCUGCAACCUCCUCCUCAACUGCGCCUGCACCCAUCCCUCGCGUCCGCAGCAGGUGAUUCGCGUGCCUCGUCCGACCGGCCACUGCCCGUCUCUGCGUCGCUUCCUCGCCUCCCUCGAGCAAGAGGGGAUGCCGCCAAUGCCUCUGCCGGCGUCGCCCUCAGCCCCAGUCUCGGCGGAGGCGAGCUGCGAGCCUCGGGAGGAAUCGCCGCCCCCUUCGGCUUCUCCGGAGUCUCUUGCCUCGUCUGCCGCGGCAUCGGUAUCCGAGGUUCCCACGCGCAGCGAGGCGGCGGACGACGCGGCCUCGCCGGCGCGAACCGCGAGCGUCGUGUCUCUCGCCUCUUCGCAGAACGAAGUCGCUCGGAAAGCCUCUCGCGGGUCGCUCGUCCGACACGUCACGGGCAGACUCUUGCGGCGGAGGUCCUCCGCUGCGAGGGACGGGUCGCCCUCUGCGGCCGGCGCGGCCCCCGCUGUCUCCUCGCCGACCGCGACCGGGCUGCGGCUCGGGCUCGGGCUCGGGCUCGGUCGGCGUCGGAGCAGCGCGAAGGCAGAGGAGCCCAGGGGUGAGCUGCAGCAGAGCGCCCGCGAGGCGGAGGCGAAGCCAGAGGAGGGAAGAGAGGGAGGAGAGGCUGCAGAGGCCCCAGGGGACGGCGAGAGGCAGGAGGAGUCGCAAGUCGGGAUGCACACGAAGGGAGAGAGAGACGCAGCGGCCGCCGCUGCGUGGUGGGUCGCGAGGCGCUGCGGAGGCUUUGGCUCGAGUGAGCGGUAUCCGCGCUACGAGCUCGGAGUCAAAACGAUAUUUCUCUGUCUCUUCGGCGCGGAGGACAGAAAUCGGGCGGCGUUGCGGCCUGCGGCCCAGAUGCUGCUUUCGACUGCCAAGUGGUGGCGUUCGAUCUUCGGCUCGCGGGAGAGCCUGCAGACGGGCGCGUCCUCCGCGGCGACUUGUGCCUCCUCUUCACCAAGCGGCGCCUUCGCGGGCGCGGCCUCGGGCUCAGGCUCCGGCUCGGGCUCGGCGGCGAGCGGCGAGCACGCGGCGCCGUACCUGCCGACUCUGGCGACUCCGCUGCCCUCCUCGAAGCAGCUGCGCCUGCGCUACGAGACGCUGCCUGUUUUGUUGCUGGAGCUGCAAGUGCGCGACCGCGAGCGAGCGGCGGAGCGGGGCGAGGGCGUCGGAUCUCUCCCGCCAGAGAAAAUUGGAUUCCUCUCCCUCGAGUUCCGCAGCGAUGUCGGCGUCCAGUGGCAUUUCUACAGGCAGAGACCUCCAGGGUUGGAGGCGGCGGAGAGCGAAGGCGGAACGAGCGUCGUGGUGUCUGCGAGCCUCACCUCGGCGGAGGACAGCGUAUACUGCUUCGCGGAGCUUCAGAGAUUCCUCGAUGAAAUUCGAGACAGGGAAUACCAUCCAACCAAGUGGAGCAGCUGGGACUUUGUUGACAGCAUGCUGAUGCGGUGCGCGCCCCAAGAAGCGACCGAUCUUUUGCUUCUCCCCAUUGCCGAGCUCCAGUAA